AAUAAAGUUUUUAUAUAAAAAUGUGAAACGAACAUGAACUCAAAGGUUACAUUUUAAAAAGCUUGACACGUGUUUAAAAAGUAGAUUUUUAAAAGAUUUCUUAUUUUUAUCACCUCAGACACCUUAUUUGUCAGUGACCCUGAUACUGUAUAUAUGGCCAUAUAUCAGAUUUCUGUUAGGAUGGGUAACUUUUACAAGCCCACAACAGUGUAUAAUUGCAGGUGGAAAGGUAUAAACGAUGGGGAAAGAACAUGGUUCUGUCCAACCCAAAUGAAAAGGGCGACGAGAUCACACCUGUUUCUGUAACACGGCUUUGAAAAACAGGAAUCUCCUUUAAACAUAUCAAUAGAUAAACAAUUCAAUAAAUGGGUCUGUAAACAAAUUCCUGGAUGGAAUACUUGGUAGAACAUCAUACAUGUCUAAAGGAAUAAUUAUACUGUUCUCUUAUGUGUUCAGAUGAGCUGGGACACCAAAAAUGCCCCGCCGGAAACUUGCAGUUAGAUCUCACUCUGUAAAUCUCUCACAUCUUUAAAUAAACAUUUAUUUAAUGUUGAUGUACUGCUUGAUUUAUCUUCCUUAUCUAACAGUUGUUUGGUUUGUCUGCUGUUCAUCAAGCCUGAGAGGUUGAGGUUGGCACCACUAGUGGGCAGAGUUCUCCUGCAGCAUUGAACAGGGCACACUGUUACCUGUCUCAGGUUCAUUCUCACAGAGUUUUGGGCGGAGAGCAUCUGUCACUGUUCGAGGUGGAGUCAGACUGAAGGAAGCACGACACACUUUAAGAGGGCGACAGAGAUUUCACAGUUCAAUAAUGAUCUCAUCUAUUCAGAUAUCUGUUUAAAACUUCAUGUGUGAAUUUCAAAGCAGCUGUUAUCCAGAAGAACUCGAGUGCAGUGAUCCAGUGAUCCAGUGAUCCAGUGCUCAGCUCACCGUCUUCAGACCUGCUGAGGUGAAGACACAAACAUGGGCCAGAACGGAGGACGAGCACAAUCAUGUGUCCUGUGUUUUCUGCUGGUGUCCAGCAUGUGUUUUGUAAGUGCAGAAUACUCGAGCUGUGGUGAGAAUGAAUUUUACAAUCACACAAGCAACAGUUGUCAACCGUGCCCACAGUGCCAACCAGGACAAGAGCCUUAUAUGAACUGUGGCUAUGGCACUAAAGAUGAGGACUAUAAUUGCAUUGCGUGUCCAGCGGGGAAGUUCUCUAAAGGCAAGUAUGAGAUCUGCCGUCGACACAAAGACUGUGAUUCGCUGUACCGUGCCACCGUGUUAACGCCCGGAACUACCGAGAGUGACGCCGAGUGCGGCGCAUGUUUACCAGGGUACUACAUACUGGAGAACAGACCGAGGAACAUCUAUGGUAUGGUGUGUCAUGCAUGUCAGAACGCUCCACGAAACAUCAAAGAGUGCAUGCGCCCAACACCUGUGAUCCCAGGACGAGCUCCCAGUGUGUCAUCCAGCAGCACCACUAUAUUCCCACAUCCAGAGAAAGAUCCAACAGGACAAGGUCAUCUAGCAACAGCCCUCAUUAUCGCUAUGUCAACCAUCUUCAUCAUGGCCAUCGCUAUAGUGAUGAUCAUUAUGUUCUACAUUCUGAAAGCCAAGCCGAGUGGACAAGCAUGCUGUUCUGGACAGAUAAUAAAGACGGUUGAAGUCCAAACAAAUAAGCAAGAGGAGAAGAAAGAUAUUCAAGAAAACGUCGUCAUAUAUGCAGAGAAGGAUGAAUUUGACAAGCUCAAACCCUCACCUCCAAAAACAGCGAAAAGUGAAAAUGACGCAUCAUCAGAGAACGAACAGCUCUUGAGUCGCAGCAUUGACAGCGAUGAGGAAGCCGCUCAAGAUAAACAGGGAGCUGCAGAUCUCUGUCUGAUGUCAUUAGUUCAUCUGACCCGAGAAAAGACAUGCUCCACCAACACCAUCAACAACAACAACUGCAGCACCAGCAGCAAAACCACAGGGAUUCACAGCAGGAGGAGGAAGAUCUUGGACUUGUACACAAAGGCGUGUAGUGUUGCAGAGGGUUUGAGUCCUACAGAACUUCCCUUUGACUGCCUGGAGCGCAUCAGUCGGAUGCUCAGCGCCACCUACAGCACCGAUAAAGCCGUGGUGAAGACGUGGCGACACCUCGCCGAGAGCUUCGGACUCAAGCGUGAUGAGAUCGGCGGCAUGAGCGACGGCAUGCAGCUGUUUGAUCGCGUCAGUACGGCGGGUUACAGCAUCCCAGACCUCCUCACACGUCUGGUCCAGAUCGAGAGGUUGGACGCGGUGGAGGCGCUCUGCUUCGACAUUCUGGGUGGACCCGAAAACGGAGUACCUCCAUCCAGCCAUCAUCCAAACCUGUCAUCCCGCUGCGCGAGUGUCUGACGUUCAAUCGCCAUCAUGACUCAAAUCACAUGAAGAAAUCUCGCCCUGGACUUUCACAGAUGACCAUCGGUUGAACUUCUAAUGGACGUGCUUGUGUUGAUUGAAUGGAGAACUCAGACAGACAGUGUGUUAUUGGUUCAGGAUGGGAAACUGCUCUGGACUCAUCGGGAUUGAUGUACAUUUGACUGGGCCAUUUGUCUUAUUUUGAUUCCCAUUUACUUUCUCACAUACUUAUACUUCUACUAAUGAUCUCAACUGAAGUGGAUGAACAUCGUUUAAUGGGAUGCUACUUUCCCAUCUGUAUGACAUAUCUUCUCAUAACAGAUUGAGGAAAUGUGGUAAAUAAAGGGGCAUUCACUCGAGAUCUGCAGCAACGAUGUGCUCUAAAGGCAUUGACUUUUAAUGAGAGUUGACAAGAUGAUUAGACUGUUACUUCCAAAACAUAAUCUACACAAGUAUGUGAAUGCUUUUGGCUACACAAGCUUUGAUUUCACAAGCGUUCGAAAUGUGUCAGUCCACAAGGGGCGCCACAGCGUGCUUUAGUGUAAACUGUCUUCUACAACCAGACCUCUGAAGGAAACUAUCGCCCCUUGAGUACUGAAGUUUGUUACUGCCACAGUAUCGCAAAAAUGCACGUUAAUCGGAAUUAUCCUAGAGGGUUUUAUUGUCGGAGAGAAUAGGAAACAUGGAGGAUGCCAGUUCAUUCAUGCAUGUUUCUUGAGGAACUCUUAUUUUGACACCGUAAUGCAUGUUGGUCAGUCAGCGUGCUGACGAUAACAGAAUUUUAGUCAAAUAUAUGCUAUUUUUUCUGUAUAAAUAUGCAUCAAAUGGUGACCGAUGUACGUAUAUAUUAUGUACGACUACAAAGUUUUUAAACAUAUGUUUCAAGGUAAAACAUAUUUCUGCAAAUAUUAAAACAUUUUGAAUUAAGAAUAUCAAGACAUUUUCUCAGGUUUACACCACAUGACCCGAACAAAAUGUUCCUUUUCGUAAAAAUGUCAAAUUUACCUGAUACAUUAUAAAUGUUCACACGCAGUCUUGAGGGUCCAAAGGGAUCUUCUCUGUUUUAUAACAAAAUGUCGACCUACAUGUUGGUUACACUACAUGACUUUGAUUUGGUUGACAAAAGUUUUUUUAAAUAUGAAUUUUUAACUAAAUUGCUUCAUUGCUUAUUUUUUGCACCACUCAUGCCAUUUGAUUCCCUCCCCAUCCUGUACGGCAGUUACACAACAUGACAUUAUUUUUUUACUUUAAGCCUCAGGAAAAAUAUAAAUAAAAAUGACUUUGAACUCAGUAAUUAAAAACAUGUUUAUCGGGGGGGCCUGGGUAUCUCAGUGGUAAAAGACACUGGCUACCACCCCUGGAAUUUGCUAGCUCGCUAGUUCGAAUCCCAGGGCGUGCUGAAUGACUCCAGCCAGGUCUCCUAAGCAACCAAAUUGGCCCGGUUGCUAGGGAGGGUAGAGUCACAUGGGGUAACCUCCUCGUGGUCGCUAUAAUGUGGUUCGUUCUCGGUGGGGUGCGUGGUGAGUUGAGCGUGGAUGCCGCGGUGGAUGGCGUGAAGCCUCCACACACACUAUGUCUCCGUGGCAACGCGCUCAACAAGCCACAUGAUAAGAUGCACAGAUUGACGGUCUCAGACGCGGAGGCAACUGGGAUUCGUCCUCCGUCACCCGGAUUGAGGCAAAUCACUACGUGACCACGAGGACUUAGAGCACAUUGGGAAUUGGGCAUUCCAAAUUGGGUGAAAAAAGGGAAAGAAAAAAAAAAUCACAAAAAAAAAAAACGUGUUUAUCUUUAGUUUCCCAGUCAGAAUUACGACUUAAGGUGCAACUUCCAAAUAGGAAACUCUUAUUUAUGAUAAUUCUGAUCGCACGUGAAGGCAGCAUAAGUAUGUACAAUCGCUUCAGUGUUUGUGUACUUGCAUAGAGUAUGUCUCUGGUCUUAUAUUUAUAUUCUAUAGACAUCUGAAGUGCCUGAAUAACUCACAGCUCAGGAGACUUUUUAUACUGUAUGAACUGUGUUUGCUUGCAUUCAGUUUAUGUGCAUAUUUCACUCGAUUCAGAAUAUGGACUUGUCUUCACAGGUGCAAUGAAAUAUUGGACAGAAACAUAAAUCUCUGUAAAUCUGUCAGAAAGCGGCUCGGGUGUAUGCAUGUGUAAGGCCUGGCAGUGUGUGCGUGUGAAGACCAGAGUCCUGUGCAACCGUGUUGUCCAGCGAACAGCCGCUGGUUCUGGGACUAAUUGGCUGGGACUGGUGCUUUACGACUCUUAGUGCAAAGUGCCUGUGAUUUCCAGCACCUCAUUAACAAAUAAUCCAAACGGAAAAGCCAUAAAGUGGCCGAUAGGACGCAGAGCGGCAGCUGUAUAAACGUUUAACUGCAUGCAGUAUGUAGAAAUGUUAAAGAAAGUAAAGUGAUACUAUGCAUGCAGUGACCCGCGGGUGACCCUGAUUUUAACAAUGUUCCACUGUGUAACAUUUAGAGUUUAUUUUUUAAAUACUGCUAUAAUCUGCACAAAAGUGAUGUUUUUGAUUUGAUCACUUAUAAAGUGUUUGUAAGUUAGUAUAAUUACAGUUUAGUACAUUUCAAGCAUUGUCAAAAGGGUAUUUGACGAUUUAAUGGCCAAUAAUGAGGAGCAGGUCUCCAGUGUUCUACAUCAUCAGAUCUGCAUGUUCAACAUUUAACUGUACACUACAUUUUUUUGUCAUUGGAUUAUAUUUCACCAUUUCCCACAGCAAUAUAAUGGAUAUACAGUGGGAUUCAAAGUAAAUGAGUUUCCAAAAGAACAACAACAAACAAUUGAUUUUCUCUUAAAACGUACAGGCUGGUCAACCUCUUUAUGGCAGAGAACUUAUAAAUGGAAUAAAGUCAAUACAACCAGUAAAAUAAAAGUGUAUAUAUAACUUAUUAUUGUACAUAUGCAUCAUGUAUAGAAGUAUCAACAAACAAAUAAAAGGAAAAAAAUAUAUAAUAUUGUUAUUCUGUGCUGUCUGAGUCAGAUGAUUGUAAAUUAAUUGUCUGUUCUUGCAUUUAUUCAAGUUCAAACUCAAACUGUUUUUAAAUCAAUAGAUUGCUUCUGUAAUAAACUGACUGUGAUGUGAAGCCAAUAAAACAGUUCAAAAGAGAUGAAUAGUACUGCGAGAAAUGCAAAGUAAAUGGAAAAGUAUGGGAAUAUUAAUCGAUGUACUUGAAUACUGCUAAAACAGUUUAGAACAGCUGGGGAUUGAGCAAACAAUGGCAACAUUACUAUAGGGUUAUUCUAUGUCAAAUCAACCAAAUUUCAGAAACUU
Molecule: messenger RNA, 5646 nt
Organism: Myxocyprinus asiaticus (Chinese sucker)
Lineage: Eukaryota; Metazoa; Chordata; Actinopteri; Cypriniformes; Catostomidae
Product: tumor necrosis factor receptor superfamily member EDAR-like
Exons: 12
Coding region: 961-2358 (465 amino acids)
Biological process (GO): positive regulation of JNK cascade; positive regulation of canonical NF-kappaB signal transduction
Cellular component (GO): plasma membrane
Molecular function (GO): signaling receptor activity
Source: RefSeq, a predicted model, not a curated record